Molecule: messenger RNA, 3896 nt
Organism: Pogonomyrmex barbatus (red harvester ant)
Lineage: Eukaryota; Metazoa; Arthropoda; Insecta; Hymenoptera; Formicidae
Gene: Taf2
Product: TATA-box binding protein associated factor 2
Biological process (GO): transcription initiation at RNA polymerase II promoter
Cellular component (GO): transcription factor TFIID complex
Molecular function (GO): RNA polymerase II general transcription initiation factor activity; metallopeptidase activity; chromatin binding
Source: RefSeq, a predicted model, not a curated record
UUCUGUGAUAUGCCAUCGAUGAUUUGGCGUCAUUUUGUGUUUUACAUCUUGUGUUUUUAAUGUAACUUAUAGAGAAGAGAAUUAUCAAGAAAUAAAUACAAAUAUGAAGAAAGAAAAAACGGGUGAUAACAGUCGACCCUUUAAAUUAGCUCAUCAAAUAUUAAGCUUAACGGGAAUAAGCUUUCAAAGAAAAAGCAUAAUUGGCUUUGUCGAAUUGACAAUUAUUCCUUUGCGAGACACGCUGAGGUUGAUAAAACUUAACGCCAAACAAUGUAGGAUAUAUAGAGUGUGUUUAAAUGAUACCUAUGAAGCCCCUUUCCAAUAUUUUGAUCCAUUUCUGGAUAUCUGUCAAGGGGAUAAUAAACAACGGUCCCUGGAAUUUUUUUCAACCAUGCAUUUAGCGGCGGCACAGAAAGUUGAUCCUGAUAAUAAUUCUGGUGAAUUAGUAGUUCAGAUACCACCAGAUGCAGCACAUCUGGUUGCAGAAAACCGAGGAUUACGAAUUAGUAUCGAAUUUUCUUUAGAGCAACCACAAGGAGGUGUGCAUUUUGUGGUUCCAAACUGUGAAGGAACUCUAGCUGAGAGAGGUGCUCAUAUGUAUACAUACAGUUAUGAAAAUUCAUCUAGAUUAUGGUUCCCAUGUGUAGAUAGUUUUGCUGAACCAUGUACUUGGAAAUUGGAAUUUACUGUUGACGAUUCAAUGACUGCAGUAUCCUGUGGAGAUUUGGUUGAGGUGGUCUAUACACCUGACAUGCGUAGAAAAACAUUUCAUUACGUGCUCAACACUCCUGCAUGUGCUCCGAACAUUGCUUUGGCAGUCGGACCUUUUGAAAUCUUUGUGGAUCCUUAUAUGCACGAAGUAACUCACUUCUGCCUUCCUCAACUUUUAUCAUCUUUAAAAGUAUCUGCAAAAUACAUGCACGAAGCAUUCGAAUUUUAUGAAGAAACUUUAUCAAAUCGAUAUCCAUACUCCUGUUACAAGCAAGUGUUUGUCGAUGAGAUAGAUGAAGACAUCAAUGCCUAUGCUACUAUGAGUAUUUUAAAUACGAAUUUGUUACAUUCUACUGCAAUUAUAGAUCAAGUAUAUAUUACUAAGAAAGCAAUGGCACAAGCAAUCGCAGAACAAUUUUUUGGAUGUUUCAUAUCUAUGCAAAAUUGGUCAGACACAUGGCUACCUAAGGGUAUCUCUACAUAUUUAACAGGACUAUAUGCUAAAAAAUGCUUUGGGAAUAAUGAAUACAGAGAAUGGAUUCAAUCUGAAUUACAAGAAGUUGUAAAAUAUGAGGAACAGUUUGGUGGUAUAAUAUUAGAUCCAUCUCAAGCACCAGCACCAUUACCCAUUGCGGCUAAUACUCCAGCGCCUGCUCCUCGUGCUCCUGAUCCUGGAUUUUAUUUUCCAAUUAAAAAUUUGCAUACCAUGUCCCCAAAAUACAUCGAAGUGCUUCGAAAGAAAGCACAUUUAAUCAUGAGAAUGCUAGAACAUAGAAUUGGUCAAGAAUUAUUACUUCAAGUGUUUAAUAAACAAUUGUCUCUAGCAGCUAAUGCCGCACAACAAAAAAUUGAAUCUGGCUUAUGGUCGCACAUGUUAAUUAGUACAAAUGUAUUUGCCAAAGCAAUUUUUACUGUAACAGGGAAAGAUAUGUCAGUAUUCAUAGAUCAAUGGGUGAGAACGGGAGGGCAUGCAAAAUUCAGUCUAAGUUUUAUAUUUAAUAGAAAAAGAAAUACAGUGGAGUUAGAAAUUAGACAAGAUACUACACAUCAAAGAGGGAUUAGAAAAUAUGUGGGUCCAUUAGUGGUUAAUAUUCAAGAAUUGGAUGGUACUUUUAAACACACAUUACAAAUUGAGGGUACAAUGGCUAGAGCGGAUAUCACAUGCCACAGUAAAAGUCGUAGAAACAAGAAAAAGAAAAUUCCAUUAUGUACUGGCGAAGAAGUUGAUAUGGAUCUCUCUGCUAUGGAUGAUUCUCCAGUAUUAUGGAUCAGGCUUGAUCCUGAAAUGACUAUUAUGCGCGCUGUACAAAUUGAACAACCUGAUUAUCAGUGGCAAUAUCAAUUGAGACAUGAGAGAGAUGUUACUGCACAAUUAGAAGCAAUUGAAGCUUUACAGCAUCAUCCAACACCACCCACACGAUUAGCCUUGACUGAUACAAUUGAAAAUGAACAUUGUUAUUAUAAAGUCAGACUUCGCGCUGCUCAUUGUUUGACAAAGGUAGGAAACGCUAUGGUAGCAACAUGGUCAGGCCCGCCAGCAAUGUUGGCCAUAUUUAGAAAAUUAUUUGGAUCUGCAUCAUGCCGGCGAAUUAUUAAACAAAACAAUUUCUCAAAUUUUCAACAUUAUUUUCUACAAAAGACUAUACCAGUUGCAAUGGCAGGAUUACGCAAUGCUCAUGGUAUUUGUCCACAAGAAGUAUUAGCUUUCUUAAUGGAUCUUUUUAAAUAUAACGAUAAUAGUAAAAACAGAUAUUCCGACAAUUAUUACAGAGCUGCGCUAAUAGAAGCUCUAGGCGCAACUGUUACACCAGUCAUCAGUGUACAACAAGGAACGGCUAUUACAGCAGAGUCUUUAUCAAUUGACACAAAGGCUAUUCUAGAAGAAGUAACAAGAAACUUAAACCUAGAGAAAUUAUUACCUUGCUACAAAUACACCGUCAGUGUAGCUUGUCUCAAAGUUAUACGCAUCCUUCAAAAAUUUGGCCAUCUUCCAAGCAAUCCUCAUCUCUUUAGAGCAUAUGCAGCAUAUGGACAGUUUAUAGAUGUUAGAAUUGCAGCUUUAGAAGCGUUGGUUGAUUUUACUCGCGUAGACGGCAAAUGGGAAGAUCUGGAAUUUUUAUUAGAUAUGGCAGAAAUGGACCCGCAUCCUGGUGUACGCCAUAGGCUCGUACGAUUAAUGGUGGAAAAUCCACCGUUCGAAAGAGCUCAUAAACACCGCCUAGAUAAACCGGAUUUAGUUGAUCGUAUAUGGAAUUUGAUAAAUGGCAUGUUAUCACACGAUGCAAAAUUACGUUGCGAUUUGGUGGAUUUAUACUACACUUUAUAUGGUACAAAAGUUCCAUUUUGCCUUCCCAUCCCCGAAAUUGUGGCGAUCACAAAACCUAAAAAAGCUGGUCCGCCAACUCCGGAACGCGAAGUGAAAGCUGCACCCGUACAAUACGUAAAGCACGAAUCGAUCGAAGAAGUUGAAAGCCUACCUGUCUCAAAUAAGAGGAAAGCAUCUCCAAACAGGGAUCCUCCAGGUCCAUCAAAUCCAGGAGUGGAACAUGGACCGGAAUUAAAACGACAAAAACAGGAUGAACGAGGAAUUCCGGUACCUGCUGAAGGGAAAGUUAAAUCCGAAUAUUAUAGUGAUAAUUCCGCGUCAUUGCCUGGUAUUAUGGGCACUCCUCCAGGUCCGGUAGGUUUUGAACCUGGAAUGUUCAAAAAGGAAUCAGAAGAACAUAAACCGAAAAGUGAUUCCAGUAAUAAGAGCAAAAAGAAAAAGAAGGAUAAGAAAAAACAUAAGCAUAAACAUAAGCAUAAACAUGAUCACAAACACAAUAAAGAUAAGGAAAAAAAGGAAAAGGAUAAGAAUAAGGAUAAGGAGAAGGAUAAGGAUAAGGAAAAGGAAAAGGGCAAGGAUAAAGAUUCGUCCGCCUUAAAAAUUAAGGAUGAGACUCUCAGCUCUGCAAGUUCUAGUCAAAGCCCAGAACCAACUGCUACCAACGAAUUCCUUUUCCCUUAGAAAUAUUUGUUAUCGAUGUGUGUAUAUACAUUUUAACUUUUUCUUACAAACGCUAUUUAUAUUUUAUACGACUUUUAUACGAUUUGAUUAGUCGAAAAGUGUACAAACGUCCGCAAUUUAUAUAUGACAUAUAUAUAUUUGUAAAUAGACUAUAAUAAUAUAUAGUAAUAAUUAUAGC